AUGACGCCGCCAACCCAGCGCCUCCAGGCCCUCGCGUCUCAAAUCCAACCCGCCUACUCCGCCAACCGCCGCCUGCUCAACCGCGUCGCCAUCGUCACGGGCGCGUCAUCCGGCUUCGGCCGCGAAAUCUGCAAGCAAUUCGCCAUCGAAGGCGCAGCGGUCGUGUGCGCGGACCUGCAACCCACCUCUGGCAACGCAGACAACAUCCCUACGCACGAACUGCUGCAGAAGGAGUACGAUGCGAAAGCGCUGUUCGUCAAGGUCGAUGUGAGCAAGGCCGCGGAUGUGAAGGCUGCGGUGGCGAAGGCGGUGGAGGAGUUUGGGAGGGUUGAUAUCAUGGUGAACAACGCGGGCAUCUGCACCGAAGCCGCCAACCCGGCGCCCGUCGACGAGAGCAGCGAGGAGGCGUUCGACCGCCACUUGCAGAUCAACACCAAGGGCGCGUACCUUGGCUGCAAGUACGCUGUCGAGCAGAUGAAGAAGCAGGAGCCGCAUGCGUGCGGGGUGCGGGGUUGGAUUGUGAAUGUGGCGUCUCUGGGAGCCACGGUCGGGAUACCGGGGUUGGUCUGCUACAAUGCGUCAAAAGGCGCCAUCGUCUCCCUCACCAAGACCGUUGCCGUCGACGUUGGCCAGUUUGGCAUCACCUGCAAUGCCAUCUGCCCCGGAUCUUGCUACAGCACAAUGUUGGACGAAGCCCUCAAAGGCGCCUUCAGCACCAUCGGCCAUGAUGCCAUUGCAGCUAUGUACCCCAUGAAGCGCUUCGGCCGCGCUAUUGAUCAGGCGAGAUCCGUUUGCUACUUGGCAUCUGACGAUGCGGCCUGGGUGACCGGCACAACGUUGGCAGUGGAUGGCGGCAUGUCGGCUCAAUAA
This is a messenger RNA of Lasiodiplodia theobromae, 870 nucleotides long. RefSeq names its product Gluconate 5-dehydrogenase. Bases 1 to 870 code for a protein of 289 amino acids. Gene Ontology annotation, molecular function: oxidoreductase activity. The transcript has 4 exons. NCBI's taxonomy places the organism in Eukaryota, Fungi, Ascomycota, Dothideomycetes, Botryosphaeriales, Botryosphaeriaceae. The record is from RefSeq and is a predicted model, not a curated record.